Pisolithus orientalis is the source of this 1089-nucleotide messenger RNA. RefSeq lists its product as uncharacterized. The record is from RefSeq and is a predicted model, not a curated record. The coding region runs from base 1 to 1089 and encodes 362 amino acids. Lineage: Eukaryota; Fungi; Basidiomycota; Agaricomycetes; Boletales; Pisolithaceae. The transcript is spliced from 3 exons.
AUGCCUCGCACAAGCUCUCUUCCCCUUUCUUUUAGGUCUCCCUGCCACAGCUCCUCCCUUGGGAAGGCUGAGGUGACUGCAGCCCUCAUCAACCUUGACUUGGGCUCACAGUUGGGCCUUGCACCCAUUGCCGAAGAGCUGGCCACAAAGUUUUGUGGCUGGAUGCCCCAGGACUUAGUGGAUGGCAAUGUCCAACUUUGUUCAGGAGCUGUGGCAGAAGCCUCAUCAGUCACACAAGUGAUUGACUUGCUUCCAGUGGAGCACCAGUCAUCGCUCUGCCCCAAGUUCUUCAGGAUUGUGGAUACUGCAACGAAAUGCAAGUUAGUAGCCAACCAACUCAACCACCUUUGUGUUGACAAGAUUGCUGGUCACAUUCCCAACUUCUUACAUAGCUGUAAGCCACCCACUGUCCAGUUCUCUAAACAGGCUCAGACUGCUCUCCCCAACCUUGGUGAGGCCAUUGUCAAAGGCCAUAAGCAGUACCUUCUGGAACUGCUUGACACCAUCAUUAUGGAGAAGGAAAAAGAGGAGUGCCAACUACAGGCCAGUCUUAACAUCAUUGCCAUUACUAAUCGACUCUAUGAGUCCAUCACCAUGGUGUACAAUGACCUUAAAAAGUCAUCUUUGGUCCCCAAGGACCCAAAGAAGAUGUUAAAUGAGGCACUGGAGGCUAUGGAUGAAGAUGAGGAUCUCAUCCCCGCCCCCCACAUCCAAGCUAUCUAUAACUCCCUCAUUCACAAGAUUCCCAAUCUUGUCGCCUGCAUCAUUGUACUUGCCCAUGCUCGCAUCAUCACUGAGGAAAUCAAACGCAAAAAGAAGAAGGAAUUAAAAGAUGUAGCCACCACAACUGCUGGGGAAUUUGUCCCCAAUAAAUCCAGCAUUGCUAAGAUGGUCGCCACUCAGGUGAAAAGGCAGUUGAAUGCGAAGAAGAAGAAAGACACUUCUGGCAAGUCCAAAGCCAAGAAGAAGAAAUCUUCGAAGAAAAAUUCCAACAAGCAGUCAACAGCCUUGGACUCGAAAAAGGUGAAGUCAAAGAAGUCCAAGAAUGCCAAGCACUCCAAGGGCAAAGGCAAAGAGAAAUCUUCAUAG